AUGUUCCAUACACCAGCAACUUGCUUCGAUGGAAUUCAAAAUCAAGAUGAAACUGAUAUAGAUUGUGGAGGAUUGAUUUGUCCACUGCGAUGUCCCACCAGUAAAAAAUGUCAAAAAAUAUCUGAUUGUACCAAAGUAGCUUGUACUUGUGGUAUAUGCCAAGUUCCUACAUGCAGCGAUGGCAUUCGUAAUCAGGAUGAAUCAGGCAUUGAUUGUGGAGGAAAAAUAUGUCAAAACAAAUGUGCGACAAAUGUAAAUUGCACGAUGAGCUCCGAUUGUGAGUCAUCUGUAUGUACCAAUAAGAAAUGCCAAGCACCACUGUGUAACGAUUUUAUACUCAAUGGAGAUGAAACUGGUAUUGAUUGUGGAGGUGCGCUUUGUUCCAAGUGUUCUGCUGGGCAAAACUGUAAAGCAACUUCGGACUGUGGCUCUGGAUUGUGUGUUGACGGUACAUGCAAAAAUUCAACAUGUUGCGAUGGUAUCAAGAAUGGUAUGGAAACCGAUGUGGACUGUGGUGGCUCAACAUGUAAACAAUGUGCCGAUAAUAUGCACUGUUUGACAAAAACAGAUUGCUCGAGCAAAAAGUGCACAAAUAACAUUUGUCAAGUACCAACCUGUUCUGAUGGGAUUGUUAAUCGAGAUGAAACUGGUAAAGACUGUGGUGGAAAUUUCUGUGCAGCGUGUCCAGAGGCUGCUCCGUGUACUUUGACAGCCGAUUGUAACAAUGUGUUAUGCACAAAUAGCGUUUGUCAAACUGCAACGUGUCACGAUGACUUGAAAAAUGGAGCCGAGACAGACACAGACUGUGGAGGAUCAACAUGUGGAAAAUGUGCCGAUGGUUUGGACUGCAAGAUUGGAACAGACUGUACUAGUGGAGUGUGUCCUAGUGGCAAAUGUCUCGCUGCUACAAACGGUGACGGUGUGAAGAAUGGAGACGAAACCGAUGUGGAUUGUGGUGGAACAAGCGGAAAAUUUUGUGGUACGGGUCAAUCGUGUAAAGUCACGGCGGAUUGUAACAGUGGCUCGAAUAAUCUUUUAUGUGUCAAUAAUAUUUGUGGCACACCAUCUUGCCAAGUAAAAUUCACAGUGAUCAAUAUUACAAUAGAUUCGCCAGGAGGACUCGCUAUUGAAGAUUUUGAUCGCGAUGGCAAACUCGAUCUCGCUGUAAGUAACUACAAUCAAGACCAAAUCACUAUCCUAACUGGAAAUGGCAAUGGAGUUUUCACCGUAAAGACAACAGUGGCAAGCAGUGGCAAUAAUCCACAGAAUAUCAUAGCUGCUGAUUUUGACAAAGAUGAUAUAGUCGAUCUUGUUGUCGACAAUUAUGAAGGUUCUUCGCUGGAUAUAUUUAAAGGCAGUGGUGACGGAAGCUUUCCUACGAAAACAACAGUUUCAACUGGUGCCAAACCAGAGCCAAUAGGUGUCGCUGACUUUAAUAUGGAUGGCGCAUUAGAUAUUGUUGUUGCCAGUUCUAGCGACAGUAAUGUGUGGACGGUACUUGGAAAUGGUGCAGGGACUUAUACAUCUCAAACAAUAUCUGCUGUGGAUUAUAAUCCACAAUCAAUCGCUAUUGGAGAUUAUAACCGUGAUGGCAAACCUGAUAUCGCUGUUUGCAAUCUUCAAAGCACUACUGUAAAUGUACUGCAAGGAAAUGGUAAUGGACUUUUCAGCUCUCUAACAACAGCAACAGCGGGUAAUAAUGCAGAAAAAAUCAUUACCGACGAUUUUAAUCGUGAUGGCAUAUUAGAUCUAGCAGUUGUAAGUGGAAGUAGUAAAAAUUUGAUUAUUUCCACAGGAACUAGUACUGGAACUUUCUCUACAACAACGACUAUUCCGUUAAGUGCUUAUCCAGUUGACGUUGUUGCAACUGACGUGGAUAACGAUGGUCUAUUAGACCUUGUUGUUGUUGAUAAUCAAGAUACAAACCUACGAUGGCUAAAAGGAGAUGGCAACGGAAAUUUCGGUACGCCAUCAACGUUUAAUUUCGGUAUAACGGGAGCGAUACAAUGCCAGACCGCAGAUUUAAAUGAUGAUGGUCGAACGGAUUUUAUUAUUAAUUUCAAAGAUCAAAAUAUCGUGAAAGUUGUCUUAAAUACAUGCGUAUUUACCAGCCCUUAA
This is a messenger RNA of Adineta ricciae, 2118 nucleotides long. Lineage: Eukaryota; Metazoa; Rotifera; Eurotatoria; Adinetida; Adinetidae. The record is from the annotation of a GenBank genome assembly.